AUGAAUAAUAAUAAUAAUAAUAAUAAUAAUAAUAAUAAUAAUAAUAAUAAUAAUAAUAAUAAUAAUAAUAAUAAAGGACAAAUUAUAAAUUAUAAAAAUUCAUUAUUCAAAGAAUAUGAUCUUAUAAGUCAAAAUUUAAAAAUUGAUAAGGAAAUUAAUCCUCAAAAAAAAACAAUGGCAAAUCAAGAAUACCAAGAAUACCAAGAAUUAAAAGAAAAGAAAAAGGUCCUAGAUAAAAACUUAGAAAAUCUUCAAAAAGAAAAAAUUGAAGUGGAUAUAGGUAUAAAUAUUGAUAACCUAGAACUAGAAAACAAAAAGAAAAUUUUAGAAAUUGAAAAAUUGAAAAAAACAGAAAUGGAAAAUGAAAUAAAAAGAUUAGGGGGAGAGGGAACUAACGAGAAGUAUGCAGAAGAAAUCAUGAAAGUAAAUAUGAAUAAUAAUAAUAAUAAUAAUAAUAAUAAUAAUAAUAAUAAUAAUAAUAAUAUCAAUAACAAUAAUAAUAAUGAUAUAAUAGUUACAAAAUUUUUAGAGUUGGUAAAAUUAAAAGGAUUACAUGUUACUGACUUUUUUGGUAUUGAGUACCAAACUAUUAAAGACUGGUAUAAUCAAAGUGAAAUAAAUAUUGAUAGCCUAAAUGAAGGUGAUGCUGAAAAGAUUAAAGCUUGUUUAAAUGAACUAUUUGAAAAUAAAGAAUAA
Molecule: messenger RNA, 696 nt
Organism: Dictyostelium purpureum
Lineage: Eukaryota; Evosea; Eumycetozoa; Dictyosteliales; Dictyosteliaceae
Exons: 1
Coding region: 1-696 (231 amino acids)
Source: RefSeq, a predicted model, not a curated record